Messenger RNA from Sus scrofa (pig), 12818 nucleotides. NCBI's taxonomy places the organism in Eukaryota, Metazoa, Chordata, Mammalia, Artiodactyla, Suidae. The record is from RefSeq and is a predicted model, not a curated record.
CCUAGAAAAGGCAAAAAGACAAAAAAAAAAAUCUCCUCCUAGCGAAGGAGGGAACCUGACAUAUAUGAAAUAAUUCCAGUGGGAUAAGAGAGUGUUUUUCAGCUUAGGCCCAGGGCAUGGCAAGUAUAGUGAGUCAGCGGCUUGUAAUUGGGCCAAAUGCCAUUCUCCAUAUAUAUGUUUCUCUUUUUUUAAAAACGUUUUUUGGCCACACCCACAUCAUGCAGAAGUUCUCAGGCCAGAGACUGAACCCAUGUCACAACAGCGACCAAGCCACAGUAGUGGCAACACCAGGUCCUUAACCUGCUGAGCCACCAGGGAACUCCUCUCCCUGUCUUGUUUCCCCACCGCUUCCUAGUGCACAUUUAUGACUCUAAUUAGGCCUGUCUCUGUGCUGCCUUCUACACUCCCUACAGUCAUUCACGGUUUUAUUCCUUUACUCAGGUUGACUCACCAGAGCCCUGCCCUCCACUGUUCCCCACUGCUCUAAAGUGGCCCCCAGUGACCCCUCCUGUCCCCUGCCUCAUCGUGCCCAAGUUGGUCUGAGUGGCCAGCGGCAUAUGACAGAAGUGAUGACCUCGCUCCUUGGAUUCGGUUGUCAAAGCCUGGGGCUUCUUCCUUGGGCUGCUCUUCAGUUUCUCUCUUUCUCUCUCUUUCCAACCACCUGCCCAUUACCACGACACGAGCACACUUAGCAUCUGUGGGACGGCCCACGUGGUGAGGGACAGAGGGCUCUGGCCAAGAACCAGCAGGACUGAGUCCUGCCCACAGCUCAGUGAGCCAGCGUGUGGCACAUUCUCCAGGUUCAGCUGAGCCUUGAGGUGAGGGCCGGCCGGCUAACAACUUGACUCCCUCCCCAGAGACCCUGAGCCGUGCCCCCCAGCUAAGCCAGUCCCAGAUUCCUGACCCUCAAACACCUGAGAUAAUUGUUUAAGCCACGAAGUUUGGAGUAAUUAGUUAUGCAUCUUGUACCUGGUACCGGGACUCUGGUCUUUGAGACUCCAGCCUGCCCUGACCUCUCGCAUCUAGAACUCCUUCUGCAUGUUGCUUCCUUUUCCUUCUUCCUAGAGUUUAUGACUGUGCUUUUGGGUUAAGCAAUAUUGUUACAAGUUUCAAGAAUUAAAAGUUUUAUAGAAGAGUUGGUAGUAAAGUCGCCUCAUUCUGUAACACGCCCCCAGGGCCGGCCCUGCAGGCAGCCACCUUUGCUAGUUUCCGAGGCGUCCGUUCCAGAGACAGUUUAAAUGUUUAAAUGUUUAAACGUAAAUAAGAGCCAGUUUUGCAUACUACGUUCCUUUCUCUGUUCUCCACUUUGAUUUUUCUCACCUAUUUUGGAAAGCUUCCUGUUUAGUCCAUAAGGAGUUUUUUUCUCACUUUUUUUUUAACCAACUGUGUAGUGUUUCAUAGUAUAAAUUUACCGAAUGUAUUUAACCAGUCCACUACCCACAGACAUUCUGUUUCCUGUCUUUUGCUGUUGUGAUAGGCUGAGCAGGAGAUGCCUGUAUCCAAUCCCCAGGACCUGUGAAUAGGUUGCCUUUCAGGCCAAAUGGAGCUUUGCAGAUGCAUUAAGUUAAGGAUGGUAAACUGGGGGGCCUGCCCUGUCUUAUGCAGGUGGACCCGAUGCAAUUAACCACAAGCGUCCUUAUAAGAGGGAAGGCAGAUGGUGUGAGGAUGCACGUGGGGGCUGGAGUGGUAUAAGGUCAGGGACUGAGGAAGGUGAGACGCCUCUAGAAGCUGGAAAAUGCUGGGAAAUGGACUCUCCCUGAGAGCACCCCAAAAGAGCCAGUCUUUGAUUUUCGUUGGGUGAGACUCAUUUUGGACCUCUGACUUCCAGAACUAAAUCACUCUAUCCGCAAAGCCUCAUCCACCUGUUGUGGGCAAAGUGACUCAUCACAGCAUUGAGUUAUACUGGGAUCUGGAGAAGAAAGCGAGACGGCAAGGACCCCAGGAGCAGUGGUUCAGGUUUUCUGUCGAAGAGGAAGACCCCAAAAUGCACACUUACGGUAUCAUUUAUACGGGAUACGCGACGAAGCACGUGGUGGAAGGUCUGGAACCACGGACCCUGUACAGGUUUCGACUGAAGGUCACCAGCCCCUCCGGAGAGUACGAGUACAGCCCCGUGGUCGCAGUGUCAACGACCCGAGAGCCCAUAAGCAGCGAGCACUUUCACAGAGCCGUCAGUGUGAAUGACGAAGAUUUGCUGGUUCGAAUACUUCAAGGAGGCAACGUGAAGGUCGAUGUUCCCAAUAAGUUUGGCUUUACCGCUCUGAUGGUCGCUGCUCAGAGAGGAUACACCAGGCUCGUGAAGAUCCUCGUUUCCCACGGCACAGAUGUGACUCUGAGGAGCGGGAGCGGCAAGGACAGUCUAAUGCUUGCAUGCUAUGCGGGACACCUAGAUGUUGUGAAAUAUCUCCGAAGACAUGGUGCCUCUUGGGACACUAGAGACCUAGGAGGCUGCACGGCUCUGCACUGGGCUGCAGAUGGAGGCCACUGCAAUGUGAUUGAGUGGAUGAUAAAGGACGGCUGUGAGGUGGACGCUGUGGACACUGGCUCGGGGUGGACCCCGCUCCUGAGGGUCUCUGCGGUCUCAGGGAACCAGAAGGUCGCCUCUCUGCUGAUUGACGCAGGCGCAGAUGUGAACGUGAAAGAUAAAGAUGGGAAGACACCUCUCAUGGUGGCCGUGCUGAAUAAUCACGAAGAGCUAGUCCAGCUACUUCUUGACAAAGGGGCAGAUGCGAGUGUGAAAAACGAGUUCGGCAAAGGCGUCCUAGAAAUGGCCAGAGUUUUUGACAGACAGAAUGUAGUCUCCUUAUUAGAAGAAAGGAAAAAAAAGCAAAUGCCGAAGAAGAAGCCAUCUGUCUGCUGACUGGGGCGCCUCUUACCUCUGAAAGCCACGUGAGACAAAGCAAAGCGGGACUUGAGCGAGACAAAAUUCUGCAUUCCUGAGGCCAGACAUUUGGUUAUUUAUUUAGUUGAAGAGUCACCGUGACUUUUGUAACAUACACCUGUUCCCACUUGUAAAUCCAGCCUUUUACCUGAGCACAAGUGGCCAUGAUGUGAUCCCUGGGCGUCUGCAGAGCAGGAGGUGGGGUGGGGGCUGGGGAGGGUGUCUCCCGGCACUUGGGCCUUUUGGAGUCCAGCAAAAACCAAAAAAUUUAGGUCCUGGAGCUGCACACACGUGCGUGGGUCCUCCACUUUCCCUUCCUGCCCUCCACGCUGUCCUCUGAGCCACCCCAGGCCCUAGUGGCUAUCCCUUCCCCCACGUGUUUUCAAUUCUGUCCUCCCCUCCCCACUUAAGGCCUCCCAGGCCACGUCAUCAGGCCAGUGUGCCUCCUGGAGGGUGGCUCCUCCAGAAAGCCCGUGAGGCCACGCCAAGACUUUGCUGCUUGGCGGUUGGCCUCACAUCAAAGCACAAGGUACAGAUUUCAAGAUGCCCAUUCUGCAGUAUGAGUCUGGGCGAAGGGCAGUCCUUCUAGAACAGACCUGUCUGAGAGUGUGUUUGCGGACACUCAGGCCCUGACAGUGAAAGACCCGGCCUGCUGGCCUGUCGAAGACUUUGCCACAGAGGAAGUAGAUUUACAUUUAGUCCUUGGGGCGGAGAGGGUUUGGAGACUGAUGACUCAGCUCAGGGAUGAGGAGGAAUGACCAGGGCGGCCGGUUGGCAGGUCAGACACACAUGGGCUGGAGCUUUAACUUAAACACCAGCAAAGAGGGGAGCUAGCUGACACCUGGCAUUGCCUGUCUCCAGAGACAGCUGGUUAACCCGGCCCUCUGAGAAGUCUGCACAGGGCUGGAAUUUUCUCUGCAGGGAAGACCACUUAGAAGGUAAUGAAAGCCCCAAAGAUCUCUGGGAAGGGCACAGGGGCAAAACCCACAAUUGCACUGAUGUUGGAAAUUCUCAGCUUUAUUCCAUGCCAUUUAUAGAACAGCCACCUUGAGAGCUGGGUCUGCGUGUCAUCUGCUCCUCUCCUUAGAUGUUUCACUAGGGUUUCGACAUCUGUGCCAGUUCUCAUGCCUUUUAAAUUUGCUAGACGAGGAGUUGCCCUUGUGGCUCAGUGGGUUAAGGAUAUGGCAUUGCUGCAGCCACAGCGUAGAUUGCAGAUGCGGCUUGAAUCCAGUGUUGCUGUGGCGUAGGCCUCAGCUGCAGUUCUGAUUCAGCCCCUAGCCCGGGAACUCCCAUGUGCCACAGGUGCAAUAAUACAAAGAAGAAAUUGCUAGAAUAGACUUUUAAAAAAUCUCUAAAAAUCAGAACGUAGCCACAACUUUCUAAGGCUCCUUUCCCUGCUGUGGUCAAUACUGACAUUCACCUUGAGUUCAUUUCUUAGUCGACUGUCGUUAAUAUUGAUGAGCUGUGGAAAGAGACACGCCCCUCAGUGUGGACAUCAAGCUUGGCCAUGUAAUGGGGCUGACCCUGGUCUAGGAAGUGUGAGUGGAAAUGGCUCCAGCCCCUCCGAGUGGAAGCUGAAGACUCCCCACGUCCUUCUUCCCUCCACCACAAGACCGGCUGUGACUUGGCUGGAGGCUGCUCUGGCAGCCUGAGGGAUCCUGUGACAAGAGCCGAAGCUCCCCCAGAAUGGAUGUGACCUGUGAGUGAGAGAUGGUGCUUUCGUGUUGUAAGUCAUUGGAAUUUAUGCGUGGUUUGUCAGGACAGUGGAACAUAGCCAACGAGAUGCCUGCUUGCAGAGUCCUAACAUGUAUCUGUGAAUUUAAGUUUCUACUGAAGCAACUCGCAAGUCCUAUGAUUUCCAGUCUUACUUUAUUCAGACAUCUUUUUUUUUUUUUUUUUUUUUUUUUUUUGGUCUUUUUAGGGCCGAACCCACAGCAUAUGGAGGUUCCCAGGCUUGGGGUCCAAUCGGAGCUGUAGCCGCCGGCUUAUACCACAGCCACAGCAACAAGAGAUCCAAGCCAUGUCUGUGACCUAUACCACAGAUCGUGGCAACGCUGGAUCCUUAACCCACUGAGUGAGGCCAGGGAUCUAACCUGCAUCCUCAUGGAUGCUAGUUGGGUUUGCUAACCACUGAGCCAUGACUGGAACUACUGUUCAGGCAUUUUAAAACUCAGGAAUGGAUACUGAAUUUUAUCAAAUGUCUUUUUAGCAUCCCCAGUAAUGGAAUAUUUCCCCACAGGCUCUCAGUUUGCUGACUUGGAUUACUAGAUUUUCAAAUCAAAUAGUAAUCAAACCAUCAUUAUACUCCUGAUGUAAUCUUAUUAGGUUACAGUGAGCUGCUGGACUCUAUAUGCUAUGUGUGUGUGUGUGUGUGUGUGUAUAUAUAUAUAUUAUCUUUUUAGGGCCGCACCUGUGACAUAUGGAUGUUUCCAGGCCAGGGGCUGAAUCAGAGCUGUAGCUGCUGGCCUAUGCCACAGCAAUGCCAGAUCCAAGCUGUGUCUGCAGCCUACACCAUGGUUCACAGCAAUGCCAGAUGCUUAACCCACUGAGUGAGGCCAGGGAUUGAACCUUUGCCUUCAUGGAUUUGUUUCCCCUGAGCUAUGAUGGGAACUCCUGUACUUUUUUAAAAAAUAACUUUCCUUAAUAAGAUUAGAUGGUGACUUAUCUCAUCUUUAAAAUUUUCCCAAAGAAGCAACCCAUGGUUUUAUUUUUGCCAGCUUAUUUAUACUUGUUAUUUCUGAAUUGGAAUUCCCUCUGGAUUGGAAUCUCCAGGGAAAGGGCAGGAGCGAUGGAUUUUUGUCACAAGCAUCCCAGGUGAGUUCUUAUAAUUAAUUCAAGGAGCCUGAGAAACAUGGCUAUGGAGUGUGCUAUUAUAAAUGGUUUUGUCUUCUAUUUGCCAAAUAACCUGCCAUUCAUCUUUGACUCAAGAGUCACUGCAUUUCUAGGGUGUAGAUUGUUGUUCUACGUUAAGUGUAUUAUAAUCUUGAGAAUUUGUACCACUUGUAAUCAAAAUUCAUAAUGCAUUCAAGUCUUACUUUGUGCAUUAAUAUACAAAAUGAUAUAAUUUUUUCGAAAACCACUUUGAAAGGUGUAUUCUGUAUGUUUCUCAUUUGAUAGACGUAUCUCGAUCUGUUUAUGUUCAUUGAUCUAUAUUACCUUUGCUGAGGUCUUCUAUGUGCCUAGUUUUUGUCUCCUUGCUUUGUCGUGGGGGGUUAGAACAAAGACUUUGUUCCCACUCUGUAAAUCUAUUUUUUUUUUUUGGUAUUUUCUGUGGUUCUUUCUUUAUGACAUUGAAAGUCAUAUUCAAAUACUAUUCAAAGUAUUUGUAAUAGAUUUCCAGUACCUUUAGACUUUUAUUCUGAUAUGCCUAAUUAAUAUUUCUAUUCCUGCUUGCUUGCCUUUUGAAUUUAUCUCUUUCAAAAAAUGAGGUGAGUUAAAAAAUGUAUUUGGGUAGUUUCCUGAUUGCUCAGCAGGUUAAGGAUCCAACAUUGUCACUCUGGCGACUGCUGUGGCCUGGGUUUGAUCCCUGGCCUGGGAAUACCUGCAUGCUUCAAGUGAGGCCAAAAAAAAAAAAAAAUGUAUUCCGAUAGGUGUGUAUAUCAUAUUAUUAAAAAAAAAAAAAAAGCAUUAGGUUCCCUCCUCUCUACCCCCCGUGUGUGUGAAAAGGCAUAAAGGCAUCUCUCCUUGUGCCGUCAUCUGACUGGCUCAGGUGGAUUGCAGCGUGUAUCCCUGGACCCCCCACCUCCCCGUCCUUUUUAGUUCCUCAGGCAUCCAGCCUGGAUGAGACUACAGAUACAUUUUGCUACACGAGCGUUCCCCCUCCCCCGUUUGGUUACAUUUCUCACUAAUGAACGAGACGCGGUCUUUAUCUUGACCUGUAUACCAUUUAUUGGAUAUAAUAUCUGUAACAAUGACUUUUUCUAUGGAAAUAAGCAGGUUGUGUUACCUGUAGACCCGAAAUGAGAAAUGUGUACAAAAGUAACAGACUGUAACAUAAGAAGGUAUGUGAAAAAAAAAAUGAGCAAACCAAAGCAUUAUAAAUGGAUGAAGCGCUAUAAAAUGAAUGUACUGGUUUAGUUGCUAUAACUUUGCACUGUGCUGAAUAGCCUGUAGACAAGUUGGAAAGAGUUACACUGUAUGUGCCACACAUUCAAACAGUGGACCUUCCUUUCUGCGGCCCCGUCUGACCUGACAGAGGGAAUGAGAGAGCAAGGAACUCUGCUGCCACCUGUCCUGCCUUGGACUCUGGGGAUUUUCUCAUUCUAGAUGGAGGUAUUUUUUCUAUCACUGUCCUUCCUCCUUAAGUACUUGCUCAUAGGCCAUGACCAUGAACAUAAACCCACUUCUUCAUCCAACUAAAAUGAUCACAUGAUAUUUAUUCUUCUGCCUGAAUUACAAAUGUGAAUUAAGGACUAAAGUAGCUUUUGGAAGGACAAUUACAGGCACGUUUGUUGAAGAUGGUGUGGAAAGUCAGGGUUGGUUACAGAGUAUUCAACCUAGAGGAGCCAAAUCACACUGAGAAUUCCUUUAAUUGUGUUCCAUCUGGCUGUCGCUAUCAAUCAUUGGCUACUGGAACAAUUUUAGAUGCAGUGUUUCUUCUCCGAGCUUUUCUCAUAUGGGACAGGCUGGACUGCAAGCUGCCACUGCCUUCCCAAAAGUGAAGAGGGGACAUUCUGUAUGCAAAGCAGGGAAACAUUUCAUUCACGUGCAGCUGAGUGGCUUCUGGGAGAGCAUCACCGCAGAGGCAGUUCUCCGCUCGGGGCUCCUGAAUCAUUCUUAGAGUGUCGCUACUGGGAUGACCAUCAGAGCUUUCAAGUAGGUUUAAGAGAAACAGAUGCCAACAGGAAGUGCAGAGUGAGUCAUGGGAAUUUUGUAAUCACAGGUACAUUGGAAUGUCUUUAGGUGGGAGGUGCCUCUGGGAGGGAUUCUGCUGCGGGAGCAGGUGGGUCAUUCUGCGCUGUGCAGCUGGAGGAGGCUGGGCUUUGGGCAGCCAGUGGGUGCACGUGUGGGGUGGCCACUUGCUGCUGCAUCACCACUUUAGCUGCAAGUAGCUACACAUGCAGAGACUGGUCGGGGAUUGUGGAGGCGUCAGCAUUGGAUUUGACCUGGGAGAGGAACUUGUGUCUGGGUGAGAGAGAGAGGCAGGGAGAUGUCCUAGCCUAGGCUGCCUGUGUCCACGUGUGUUUAUGGCCCACUCAUGAGCCCUGGCGAGGAGGACAGGUGGCACCUGGCUGCCACGUUCCCCACCAGCCAGCCGUGGUGUGUAGACUCUACAGCCUGAGUCACGCCCGGGGAGUGAGCACCGGCCCUGGGAGACCCUUGGGGGUAGAGCUUAUCUGGGGGACUUGUGUUUUGCCAGGGCCAUUUUGAUAACAGCUAGGAAGGCUCACCAGGCCGUCUGCCCUGGGCCCUCCUGCCCCUCAAACACCUAGGGAAGUUUUCAGUGAAAUAAACCUCACGAUCAAAACCCGAAAAGGGGUCAGGUUCCUGCCCAGGCACCACGCCCUCUUGCUGGCGGGGUCUCAGUGGCUCAGAGCGCUUUGUAAACAGCAGUUGAGGGCCCAUAGAAGGGGGCUGGAGCAUUGCUGGAACAUUCUAGGCGGCCCAGCACCAGCUCCUGUUAGCACCGUGGGAGAUGGUGGGCUCCUCCGAAACCUCGGCCGCAGCGCAGUGUCCGCGCUGUUUUUCUUUGGGGGGAGCCGCUGAUGUGCUGCAUUGAUUUGCCAGAGAACAAUGGCUCGUGGUUUCAGCCUGAGAAUUCCUAAUAAAGUUAAGAAGGCAUAAAAACGUCCCCUUUGAGACGGGUCGGGAGUAUUUAUUCUCAUGCAGUUGAAACUGUGGCUCUUGCGGUUUCUGUGAUGUCAUCCCACAUGUGUAAGCUGGAAAAAUUCACACUGGGAAGUGCAGGCUGUGUGUGCAUAUUUUGACAAUGGAAAAUGUUAGGCAUUGUUUCUCUUGGUUGCUACACAUCUGAUUCCAUGUGUCAGGAAAACAAACUUACACAAAAUUUCACGAGAUAAAACAUGUCACUAGGGUGCCUGGAAGUUUGGCUGUCUAUUUCCCAGGAAAGCGGGGUCAGAGAACCUACGGCUGUUACAAGACAGAGGAAGAAGGGCAGUGACGCUUCUCAGGGCCACCUCUGUGUCAGGCACGCUGACUCUCAGCGAGGGCCUUCUAGCCGCACAUCAAUGCUAUCACUCUUGCCUAUACAGUUUAAAAAAUAGUAAAAAUAGACUGGUGUCGAAAUAUAAGUAUUGAUUUUAGUUGCUAUCGUCUAUGAGGAUAUAAAAAAAGGCCGGGGGGGGGGGGAGAGAGGACUACCUCCCUUCCCCCCAGCAACCUGGCUAUUGGCUCCUUUCCUAAGAUAUAUGAACAUGAAAGUUAUUGCUAGAUAGGCUUCAUUUGAUAGCUCCUGCAUUUGGAAGUAUCAUCUCUUCAAUAAUAUUAUCUGUGGCCUGUCAGGGGCUAUUAGGUUUAAAUAUGUUCUUUUCCAGCAAAUAAAUUGCAUGGCUCUAUAAAAGCACCGAGGACUGUAGAGAUAAGACUGUGUCAUCAGCCGUGGCCCCCAAGCGGCCAUGGAUGACGAGGUGUGAGCUCACAGCAUUAGCCACCUCUGAUACCAAACUCUUCCUGCUUCUCGGGAAGAGAAGCACAGGAAUUACGGUCAAGAAGAGACCAAAAAAAAAGUUCACAUCCUCUUCCUUGCACCAAAAGGGGUUACGAUGCUGAUCUGAGGAUCUGGGCCUCUACAAAGGCAAUAGCCACACGUGAUGCACCAUACAAAGUCUGUGAACUUUUCAACAGCGUAUGUUUUGGCCUUAAUAGAAUUACCAAUAUAAUACCAGUUACAGUCAUUCUGUAGGUACUCAUCAGCAGUCGUAUUUUCUAGCGUGGCUUUAUAGUUGUAAGACGUUGAUAAUGGCAUGAUAAACAGUUGCUGUAGGGGUUGGAAUGUAUCAGAGCUGAGUUCCCUUGCGUGUGUGCUGGGGACACGGGUUUGUUGAGGGGAUCCCCGAUCGCGAGUCCCGUGUUGCCUAGAUACGGUGGGAACCGGGGGAGAGUUAAAUGCACUCUUGUUUCCUGGAAGGCAAGCCGAGAUUCUUGGUACGUUUUGUCUUUCUGCUUCAAGGCAUAGAAAAACCACUGGCAUGACCCUAGAUGGCGUCUCUGUCAAAAACAGGGUGAAUUGUGGAAGUGGUGUCAACUGCUUCCUAAUGUGGAAACGAGUCCCAUGUGACCCCACCUUCAGAAGACAGAGGCAUCAUGGCAUUUCACCUUGUCUGAGUAAUUCUGUGCUUUUCCUGCCCUUGGAUACAGGCAUCUUCAAGAGGACCCUGUGAAAACGGCUCCCCAGUCAGACAUGUGAAGGGUGGAAGGGGCUUCUGCCCAAGACUGCAUUUCCUGAAUAUUAAGGAUUAGGAAUUUGAUGUUCUUCUCACAGUCCAUGGUGCUCAGCAGAUGGGUUGCAAGUGCUUCAGAAAUGGAUUCAGACUUUACGCUAAAAGCUUCUUUCAAAGAUGCCUGCAGCCAAGCUGGGAAAAUAGGAUGCCCCCAAGAGACCCUACUAGCGACUUAGGUUUCUUUGUCCAACAUAUGCUCACAAGGCUCGCAGACACAAGCUUUAUCCCAGUGAACACAGCACUCCGUUAUGGCUGCAGUUUCUGCAAGUGUGGGGAUUCUGCCUAAUUUUUAAUAAGCUGAACCUUGCAAUAAAAGGAGAUUUUUAUCUAGAGAACUGAUUUACUAGAUCCGGUUUGCUGGUUCACAUCUGAAAAUAGUUACGGUCCCAUGGAAAGCCUCAUCUGUCUGUCUGAACACAGAAUCACUGUAUUAAGACAAGGUGGUAAUUUGUUUAGCUAUGUACGAACAGUCCAAGGAGACGGAGGGUUGCAGGGCUUGGGCAGUAGCUGUCUGGUAGAAUGGCUCCCUUUCUUGCUCUAAACAAGGGGCCGAUGCCCUCUGUCAAGGGCAGCUGGGAAAAGAAGUUUUUGGGGUUUCUAUAAAGCAACCUUCUCUGCCUGCUCUCCAAAUGUGUGCUCAUGGCUGCUGAGCUCCAGGUCAAGUUUCUUUCUGGCCUCCCUUCCAGUCUCCAUCCUGGAGUGGCCACACCUUGGAAUUCCUUUCUGCGAACCCAGAUCCUCGCCAAAGCUUCCCGGCCAGAAGCCAGGUCCUUUCCUGCUGCCCUGGAGUGCUGAAGGGGCAGUCCUGGUGGGCCAGCCUCUCAGCUGUGAUGGGGCCCUGGCUCUUCCUGAAAGCCAGGCACAGCCUGCACUGGAAGCCAGGCUCUGGCCUGAGAUCAGGGGUUCCAGAGGGAAAAAAAAAAAUCACGCAGGGUUCUACCUGGGGUCUCUUGAGCUGUGUCUGGUACCAUAGCCACACCCAUGGGUAGCUGGGGAACCAUUCUCACAUAAAGCCUCCAUCCAAAAGUAAACAUCCUGUCCAGAAUCCCAUCAAAGCAUGGUUUUUCAAGUUCACUCAACUAUUAAAAGCACAACAAGCCUUCCUUCCAUGGAAAACUCAAGUGAUGGUUAAAAAACAAAACAAAAAACCCCCACGCCCAUUACAGUGCACUGCGCUGUAAUGAGCAUUCUGCAUAAAUUAAUAAUUUACAAGUACCUGAGCAAGUAUACAGAGCACCAUAGCACAGCACAGCACCGACGGCAGUAGCUCAAAGUUCUUCAAAUCGUGGUGUUUUAAACAUUAAAAAAAAAAAAAAUCCUAAAAGUUGGUACUAAAAAUAACUCCAACUGGAGUUGAGAGAUAGUGCAAACUUCUGUCUUCACUGUUGAAAAAAGGUGUGGGCUUGCUUCUCACUUGGCAGAGGCGAGGUGGGUAGAUCUGGGCACUUGAUGGGGCUGUUUCGGAGCAGGUCUUCAGGAAGAGCAACCGAGAGAGAAGAAAACAGAACUGUUGUGAGAGGCCCUGCUGGCGGUUUCUGAUGGAGGCGCCCUGGCUUGCGCUUCCAGGAUCAGAAGCCACACCCCCCUCCCCCCGCCCCCGCUUGGGGGCUGGAGGCUGCUCUUGCCUUUGGCAGGGGUCGUGGAUCACAGAAGGGACCGUGCGGAGGGCUGCAGCAUCUUCAGCAGCUUAGGACCCUUUCCAAAGCUACCCCUUCCGUCCAGCCACUAGGUGACUCUGCAAGAGCGCCAUCCAGCAGAAAAAUGGCGCAAGCCCCAAAGGCGAGCCUCACGUGUAACACUGAAUUUUCUAGCAGCCUCAUAAAAAGGUAAAAAUUGAUAAAAUUUGACCCGCUAUGUCCAGAGUAGUAGUAUUUCAAUAUGUAAUCAACAUAGAAAAAUACUAACAAGACAGUUGAUAUGCUGGGGUACUGACUCUUCAAACAGAGUGUAUAUUUUCAUGGCUGGUCUAUCUUGUCUUUUCCCAGCCAUGAUGUGCCCAGCGGCUGCUGGGUUAGCUCAGUUCCAGAGAAUGAGGGCAAAGUUGGGCAUGUGGAAUCCCUCAGAAAUGAACGUGCAGAGGAUCCGCCUUCCGGGAGGACGCCCAAAGGAGCCUGUGCUGAUGUCAGCAACUGGCAGAGGCCAAACAUUUUUCCCAAGAGCUGUAAUGAAAUUGGGACUGUGUGCCUCCCCCACCAGCGAUGCUGAAUUACCGAACCUGGGGCCUGGCCCACACCCCUACCUCUGGUUCUUCUGAGCUCACCAAGCAAGCUGCCUGCCAGGGGGGCAUGUGUGUCGGGACCGUGGUUUGGCUGAGGGUUUAACCCAUCUGUGUGCUGGUAAAUAUUUAACUACCCACCGGAGGGGGAGGUUGGGAGGGGCUGAUCUGUCCUGUUUGCUGAUUUCCAUGUAUAAAUAUGCUGCCACCAUGACCUGUGUGUACACGGAAGAGGGGUCAGUGGCAUUUCCAUCAUGCAGAAAUGACAGAUGCAGGUAACCUCAGUGGAUUGUAGUAAAAUGUAUUAAAAAAAACAAAAGGA